GACUGUGAAGCAGCGACGGCGCUCCGGAAUUUCCCGUUUCCACCUCGAAAGUACGCAAAAUACGAAAAAACACGGAAAGCACGGAGAACCGGAGACCCGCAAAAACGGGCGUAAAGUCGUCAACUCGCAAAGUGUUUUCAAAAAAGCGUUAACAACAUAAGACGUUGUAAAAAAAACUUGCAAUGUUGGAAAAAAAUAACCCACAUUUGCAUAAUUUAUUAAGUGGAAAAUGGGAACGCAACUUAAAAUAGAAAUUUAAAAAUUUGUUAAAAAUCAUCUGCAGAAAUGCCGGCAAAUGUCAAAUCACAAAACUGAAAAAAAUUGUAAGACUUACAGCUUGAGUGUUAAAUUCUGUAUAAAUCUUUAGAAUUAGAGUACCAAAAAACUAAAAACACAAAGUGAGCAAAGAUUCAUAACAAAAUUGCAAUACAACUUCUAAAAUAUCUUGAUUAAAAUUUUAAAACAAAUUUCUAAAAAUAAAAGUUACAAGAUAAAAAAGCUAGUAAAAUGUUAAGAUCUUAACGAAGAGUUUUAAACGAUUAAAAAGCUUAACACCAAUGAACACAAGAGGAAAACCUUGAGAGCCACCCAGAAGACCCUAGAGAAAAUCCCCGAAACUCCGUGGAGGGAAAACACUGAAAAUCUCAGCCCGAAAAUGCUUUUGAGCAACCAGCCGGCGAAUACGAAACCGCAGCAAACGCCUUCGCCGUCGCAGACGCAGAACUUCAAGUCGAAGUUGCAGCAGCAAAUCGUUUCGGCAGCGGCGGUGGCAGCGGCGAAUAUCGCCAACGGCAGCGGUCAUCAUCACCAGCAUCAUCAUAGCCAUCAUACCCACAGUCCGCUGAGCAGUCUGAACGGCCACCACAAUCAUAAUCACAAUCAGCACAACAUUUCCUUCGCCACGGAUUUCUCAAUUGCGGCGAUUAUGGCGCGCGGCGGAAACGCCCCGAGCAGCCGGGAACCUUCGGAGCGGAGUCUGAGUCCCGCAUCUGUGGAGCGCUUUUCAGGCCAGGAUGCGGACGAUGAUGUUGACGUUGAUGUGGUCGACUGCAGUGACUCGGAAAUGCCGACGGCAACUGCAGCAGCAGCAGCAGCAACGGCAACAGCAGCGGCUGCAGCAGCAGCAUUGCAGGCGCAGCAGCAAGCACGUCAGGCAUUGCGUGUUGCACAGCAACAGCAACAACAUCACCACGCAACAGCAAACAAGCAACAACGCCAACAUCACAAUCAUCACAGCAGCAACACCAACAGCAAUAGCAACAGCAACAGCAAUAGCAACAUCAGCAACUCAGGCAACAGCAACAGCAAAUCAAGCAGCCAUCGAGGGCGUUCUGCUGCCGCAGUUGGAGCCGCUGCCACGCCCUCGCCGCCACCGCCCCCGCCCUCGCAAAGUCCCGAGGAACUCGAACGCCUGUCGCCAGAGGAAUCGCCAGCUCAGCAGCCCACGCCCAAGAUACUGGGCUCGUGCAACUGCGACGAUCUCACGCCAGUCCAGUGCCACCUGGAGACCAAGGAGCUGUGGGAUAAGUUCCAUGAAUUGGGCACUGAAAUGAUCAUUACCAAAUCGGGCAGACGUAUGUUCCCCACGGUUCGAGUGAGUUUCUCUGGUCCCUUGAGGCAAAUUCAACCGGCGGAUCGAUAUGCCGUACUGUUAGAUGUCGUACCGCUGGAUUCGCGGCGCUAUCGAUACGCAUACCAUCGCAGCUCGUGGCUGGUGGCCGGAAAGGCGGAUCCACCGCCCCCCGCCAGAAUAUACGCCCAUCCUGAUUGUCCUCUCAGUCCGGAGGCCCUGAGAAAACAGGUCGUCUCCUUCGAAAAGGUGAAGUUGACAAACAACGAGAUGGACAAGAGCGGACAGGUCGUGCUGAACUCAAUGCACCGCUACCAGCCAAGGAUCCACUUGGUGCGUCUGAGCCAUGGCCAGAGCAUCCCCGGCAAUCCCAAGGAGCUGCAGGAUAUGGACCAUAAAACCUUCGUUUUCCCGGAGACCGUGUUCACGGCCGUGACGGCCUAUCAGAAUCAAUUGAUUACGAAACUGAAAAUCGAUUCGAAUCCGUUUGCGAAGGGAUUUCGCGAUUCGUCGCGUCUCAGCGACUUUGAUAGGGAUCCCAUGGAUGCGUUCUUCUUCGACCAGCACAUGCGAACAGCGCCCUUGAGAUUUUUCCCGGAUCCGCUGAUGUCGCAACUGACGCCGCAGGAGGCGGAUGCUGCCUCAUUGGCGCUGCUGGAGAAAGCCCGCCAGCACCUGCAAAUGUUCGGCAGAUCACCGUACACGGAGAUGCUGCUGCCGCACUUGUACCAGCGAUCGGCGGCACCGCCGCCGCCCCCGCCUGCCCCUCACCUCAGCGCCUUUCAGCUGGGAAUGUGGCAGCAACAGUGGCCGCAACUCACGGCCGGAUUCCUGGCCAGCGCCAAUCAGCAGGCGGCCUUGGCCUUGGCAGCGGCGGGCGCCAAUCGAACGCCACCUCCUCCGAUGGCGGUGGCGCCACCAGCCCCCGCCACGCCCACCUCCUCGUGCGGUUCCGCCUCGCCGGACUUGAGGGCCAGGCCGCAGCUGAGUCACUAUCCCCAGCGGUUCAGCCCGUACCAGGUGCCCCAACAUCAGGCGUCGCCACCAGCCUCGAAUCGGGCAGAAAGUCCUUAGGACGCAAACAAUAACAAACCAACUAAACCACCCAAAACACCACCCAUUUCCCUCUUUGCCCCACCCAAAUAAAUAGGCUGUUGUGGUCUUUAAGUCUGUAACAAAUUUAUAAAGUCCUAAUAGUAAAACAUGUAACAUAAAACUAUUAGCAAUCAAUCAAAAUACAUAAUUAAUUAAUUGAUAAUUCGACUUUUUUCAUGUGCAAUAAAUUCAUUUCUAAGCUUUUAAACGUUAAAAAAUAGUUUUGAAUGUGCCGUUUUUAUACUUCUUAUUCAAACCUUUAAUUUUGUACUAAAAACAAUAUUUAUUAGAUUUAAAGACCACACCAGAAUAUCAAAGAAAUGUAUGUGCAAUGUUGUUGAACAGAAAAAAAAAACAAACGAAAAAGAAAACCCUUUGUAAAUAACCCCGAAAAUGUUGCUGCAACAUCCAAAGAAAGACGCAUUCGAUGUUGCAUGUGAUGCUAAGCUAGAAAACCGUCUCUAUCGGUUUCACUGUAUUGUAAUUUCUGUAGCAUUAUAACAGUAUUAGUUAAUUUAAUUAGGCCUAGCAGUAUGCAUCAUCCCGAUUUUUGCUGUGUUUUUUGUUGUCGUCCCCAUGUGUUCCUAAAACUGCAAAUUAUUGUGAGAAUUCCACGCUGAAUUAAACCCCCUAGACACUCCCCUCCCCGAAAGCAAAUUUGAAAACAAUUACUAUAAACACUUAUUUAAAUAAUGUGCAAAGAGCGGAGGAGUGAAACUAAAUAAACAAUUUAUAACACAAAGCGAGAGG
Drosophila ficusphila is the source of this 3415-nucleotide messenger RNA. It is a transcript of the gene H15, whose product is annotated as T-box protein H15. Gene Ontology annotation, biological process: heart development; positive regulation of DNA-templated transcription; cell fate specification. Gene Ontology annotation, cellular component: nucleus. Lineage: Eukaryota; Metazoa; Arthropoda; Insecta; Diptera; Drosophilidae. The record is from RefSeq and is a predicted model, not a curated record. Gene Ontology annotation, molecular function: RNA polymerase II cis-regulatory region sequence-specific DNA binding; DNA-binding transcription factor activity, RNA polymerase II-specific.